Menidia menidia (Atlantic silverside) is the source of this 1472-nucleotide messenger RNA. The record is from the annotation of a GenBank genome assembly. Lineage: Eukaryota; Metazoa; Chordata; Actinopteri; Atheriniformes; Atherinopsidae.
UGCAGACAGCACUGAUGAAGACUGAGAGGACAGCCACCGCCUCCACGUGUCCACAGGCUCUCCUCCUCUGUCACAUGGCCUCACAGAGGGACACACGCAGCGCACACGCUCCUCAUUAACUUAAGAGCAGCAGCAUGUCAGCAAACACACACACUGAUUAUCUCACCCCUGUCCUCUCUCUGCCGUGCUCCACUCUCUCAGCUGUGUUCUCUCUUUAUUCAUGAGGUGAAACUGUGGCAAGCUCUCAGCUCUCUUUUGUCCAGCAUGGAGGCUGUGGCCCUUUUCUCUUUCUCGGCAUCAGAGGCAGACGAGAUCAGUUUUCAGAAAGGAGACGUUAUCAAGGUGACAGAAAUGGAGGAGGAUUCUUGCUGGUUCACAGCAGAGGUCCAGGGCAAGCGUGGCUAUGUGCCUGAAAACUACAUUUCCCUCCUCCCUCAUCCGUGGUUUGCAGGAGACGUGUCCAGAGCUGAGGCGGAGCAGCGUCUGUGCCGGCUGGACACGGGAGUGUUCCUGGUGAGGGAGAGCGAAUCGGCCCCAGGAGAGUUUUCCCUCUCUGUUAGCUACGGUGACAGGGUGGAGCAUUUCCGGGUUCUGGAGGGGGGAGGCCAGUACUGCAUCUGGGACAAGUCGUUUUGCUCCUUAAAUCGUUUGGUGGAUUUCUACCGAGUUCACAGCAUUGCCGUGGAGAAAGUGGUGUGCCUCCGAGACCCUCCCUCGCCCCUCCAUCUGCAGUCGGAUCCUGGACGAAAUCCAUAUCCCAGCCCUUACAAAAGCAGCUCUGAGGAGGUCCCCUCGGCCCACCUCCAUUCCCGCCUGGAGCGAGAGGCCACCCCACGUCCGUUUAAACCACUUUUAGAGAAACCCCGUCUGGCUCACGCCCUCUGCGACUACACUCCCCGUCAAACCGCCCACCUCCACUUCUGGCGUGGUGACAUCAUCGACCUGCUGGACUGUUCGAGCUCCUUGACCUGGCAAGGCCGCUGCCGAGGCCGAGUCGGCAUCUUUCCAGCAGAAUAUGUCCAGCCGCUGUACCGUUAGCACCAUAUCGGUUUCUGUCCUGUAACCCAACAUUUCUGGCUCAGGCUGUAGUGACUUACCCUGCUCACCCAGAGACUGAAGAGCUGAAGGCAUUAGGUAAAAGCGAACAAAAAUCUUACGGGCGGUGAUUUUAUUUUUCAAAUAGAGACCUUUUCCCCAUUCACUCUUUAGGAAAGGAUUUCCAUCACGCAGUUAAAUGUGCACAAUGGUGUCUAUGCGUAUCCCAGGUGCUGCUAUCUGUGUGUCAGAAGCAAAAUGCUCCACUUUUUAUCGUUAUGUUCCCUGUUCAAAUCGAAAUUUCUCAGCCUGAAAGCAAAGUGUAGAAGAUGAGAUCAGGCUGGUACAUUAUCUCCACCCACUGUCAGUACUGUUUAUGGCACAUGUUUUUGAUGUUCUUCUUACGUUAAAAUGCAUAGAGAAUUAUCUAAAUUAAA